Messenger RNA from Amblyraja radiata (thorny skate), 4390 nucleotides. RefSeq names its product caspase recruitment domain family, member 14 (gene card14). Gene Ontology annotation, cellular component: cytoplasm. The transcript has 21 exons. The coding region runs from base 164 to 3190 and encodes 1008 amino acids. The record is from RefSeq and is a predicted model, not a curated record. NCBI's taxonomy places the organism in Eukaryota, Metazoa, Chordata, Chondrichthyes, Rajiformes, Rajidae. Gene Ontology annotation, molecular function: CARD domain binding. Gene Ontology annotation, biological process: regulation of apoptotic process.
ACAUUUUCUUUUAUUUCCUGAAGACAUUUACUUCCUUGUUUUCUAAUCUCUCCGGCUCCAUGGCUCCUUCUGUUAUUGGCUCCCGUGGGUGAAGAAAUCUGUUCUGCAGUAGAGCACCUUAACCUGAAUUGUUCGGACAGUGUCGUCCUCUCACACUAUUAUCAUGGAUGAAAUUGCCUCAAGUGUCAUGGAAGUAAAGGAUCUGGAUGAGGAAACAAUUUGGGACCUGAUUGAAAGCCAGCGCCACAUAAUCACCAACAGUGUUCGACCCUGCCACAUCACACCCUUCCUACGCCAGUGUCAUGUCAUCGGGGAGACAGAUGAGGAAGAGAUUCUGUUUGCCCCUCACCUUAAACACCGGUGUAUGAGAACUGGAUAUAUGCUCGAUCUAUUAAGAACUCGGGGAAAGAAAGGAGGUGUUGCCUUUCUGGAGUCUUUAGGGUUCUAUAAUCCUGAAAUUUAUACAUCAAUAACUGGGAAGGAACCUACCAAGGAUUGUAGCAGCAUACUCGAUGAAAAAGGAAAUUUAAGUUUGAUUCAAUCUUUAAUGAAUGAGGUAAUGAAUGCUCAGAAAUGGUUAGGAGAAGAAAAAUGUAUCAAGCAUCGGUUGAAUGAAAAAAUGCAAGGCAUGGAAGAGCAAAACCAACAACUCAAGACUGAGCUCACGAAUUUGAAGGCAGCAGAGGUUAACUUAAGUAGGAUGAAAAUGGACUGGAAUCGUCACCAUGAUGAAAUGAUUCGUCUGAAGGAAGAAAAUUAUCAGAUACUGAUGCGGUAUACAAAUACUCUCCAGGAGAAGGAAAUGUCUGUAACACGAAGCAGAGAGUUACGACAACAGGUCGAUAAUCUUAUAAUGGAGAAUAAGAAAUUAAUAGUGGAAUUUGAUGUUGAACGAAGAGUGUCAUCGAAGCUACGAGAAGCAUUCAAACCCAAACAAGAUGAACUUUUACAUUUAAAAGAAGAAAUUGAUAAACUAAGAUUCAGGAUCCAGGAAGUACAAAUGAACCCAGUGACAAUAGAUAUCUUGGAACAGGAUCGUGUAGAAGCUUUGGAAGAAAGUCAAGAUCUAAUGAAAGUAAUGAAUUCACUGCGCUUGGAACUAGAUAAAGCUGAACGACUAAGGAACGAGUAUUUGGACGAAAAGGAAAAUAUGUUCAUGGAAUGCGCCACUCUGAAGAUUGACUGUGAUAUGUACAAAGAUAAAAUUAGCUCACUCCAGUCACAAGUCCUCGAACUACAGAAGGAGCGUGAUGAGGCAUAUGGGGCGAGGGAUGAAGCCCAAAUGCAUAUUAGCAAAACGAUCACAGACAAGGAUUUAUGUCGUCGGCAAGUAAUCGAACUUCAGGACACGUGUCGUCAGCUAAAUAAGGAAAUGCUACAGUUCAAGUCAAACAAGGAGAGGCAGGAGAAACUGUCAACAGACAACAAAACCCCACGACGUGAAAAACCCAAACUGAAGCGCCUGCAAGCUGUGAAUCUGCGGACCGUCAGCUGUGAUAGUGAGGACAGCAACAGCAGCCAGAGUGAUUUCUAUUCAAACUUAAAGAAAACUGAAAGCUGUGAGUCGCUGAGCAGUCUCAGAUCUUCCUUCGUUGAGCCGCCCAGUCAGGAAUCUAUCUACAGACGCCUAAAUGAAGAUAACAUGGAAAAAUCAUUCAGCAACACAUAUUUUAAUGAUGACGAUGUUUUCACAUCAGUAGGUGAUAGCACUGGUGCAGACAGUUGUGGUGAAAAUGUUCCUGAUGUCAUACCAGUCAAACAACCCGAGUCAUCCAUUCAGAAAAUACUAUCUAUGUUGGAACCCAUUCCAUCAUCUGAGCAAAACCGCCACAGGCCUUUUCCCCCAAGAGCUCCGCAGGCAAGAUCACUGAGCAGAAUAUCGUUGUUUGAGUUCGAAGGAGAUGGCACCUUGGAUCAGAUUGAAGUCAUUGGCGGGAAUGCGACGGGAAUAUUCAUUCACAAAAUUAAACCCGCAUCGCCAGCUCACAACAGUGGCCUGGAACCAGGCUUUCAGAUCAUGAUGGUGGAAUUCAAUGGCAGGGAGCAAACAAAGACCAUACUGGAGGAUGUCAGUUUAGAGGAGGCUAUUUGGACCUUGAAACAAGUUAAAGGAACGUGCAGCUUGGCCAUUAGAUGCAAUAGUGAAGCUUAUCAAAAAUUAGUGGAAAACAUUGAAAAAAAGAUCAUUACCUCAGGGGAUUCAUUCUACAUCCGAAUCAACGUAACAUUUGACAAAGACAGUGGUGCCCUGGGUGGAUUUAUCGUCCAAUGCAAUGAAAUCUUGCACGUCACUGACACCAUGCACAGGGGCACGAGUGAAUGGAAGACUUUCAGAGUUAAUCCACACACGAUGAUUGACGUGGAUGGUGGUUCUAUUCCAAACUACUACCGGGCACAACAGCUGUUGAUCGGCACAAUUCAGAACAUGACUCGACAAAUUCCUUCCUUUAAUAAGCAAAAUCGGAAGUCUUCUUCCCCAAGUCAAAAUAAACUUGUGCGAAUUGUCAGUACUGAUAAAAGUAAAAGAAAUCCACUAUGGUUAUCAUUUGAGUCCGGCACCAUUGAUCCCGACAAAGAGCAAGACGACCAGCCAGUUGGGAAUUGCUUUACUUUAAUGCCUUAUUCACUGGUCAGGCCUUGCCACCCACCGUCUCUGAGACCAGUGAUAAUAGCACCAACACGAAUUGGAAAAGUUGUGCUUGAAAAACUGAAAGAUCUAAAGGAGUAUGAAAAGUGUAAAUCUGAGUGCUUGAACAAUACCGAAUAUGCAGAGAAAAACAAAAAAGGAGACAUUUUGGGAGUUCAACAAGCACAACAUUCACUUCGCUCCUGUUACACAAGGGAAGGAGUAGAGGCCAUAGUUGCCAAGAAUGUUCACUGCCUCAUGGAACUCGGGUUGGAUUGUGUGAAACGGUUACAUAAGGUUGAGAUCUAUCCCAUUGUAAUUGUCAUUCGUCUCUGUGAAAAGAACAUUAAGAAAAUUAAACGUAUUUUGCAGAAAUAUGGAGUAACAGAGGAUUUACUGAUGGAGUGCUCGCGAAGGGAGGAGAUUUUGCUGGACACACUGCCCUGCCUGUAUAACUGUAUUCCUGACAGCUGGAGUGAUCUGGAUUCACUUGUAACUGCGGUAAAAGCAGCAGUAAAGGAUGAGCAAAAGAAAAUUGUGUGGAUUGAACAAUCACCUCUCUAGGGUAUUUAUCUAAGGAUUGUAACAGGAAAUUGGAAAGAAAAUAAUAAUUUAUAGGUGUAUUUUUCCCCUUACUCUUAACACUGGAUAUUAAAUGGGAGAUCAUAUAGGCAAUUCCAAUGCAUCUACUUCUGAAAAAGCAUACUUUUACAUUUUCCCAAUUUCUCCAAUCUUUAUGAUACAUUAAAAUAUGUCUAUUUUAUAGUUUCAGACAUAAUGCACUUUUCCCUCCUUGCUCCCUUCUCUCACCUUCCCAUGAAUCCACUUUCUUAUAAUGGGAAAAGGGCUUAAGAAAACUGAAGAAGAGUUUCGACCUGAAACGUUGCCCAUUUCCUUCGCUCCAUAGAUGCUGCCCACCCGCUGAGUUUCUCCAGCAUUUUGUCUACCUUAAGAAAACACAAAUACUCUUGAAAAUAAAAGUACAAUCUCAAAUCUCUGCAGUGCUAUAAAUUGGUUUCCAUUCAGUCUUAAUUUUCUUGAGUCUUUUGACUGUAAAUAAUCGUGGAUUCAAAAAUCUUCAUAAUAUAGCCAUUUUUAUGUCAAAUUCAACCACUACUGGGAUCUCCAAUGCUUUUCCAUGCCAAUUAUUAAACUUAUAAAGUGACAUUUUUUGCAAAGGUGCCGUUAGAUUAUUUUUGCAGUUAUUUUGUCCCAUUUAGUAAUGCACUUUGCGAUGUCUGUGUGUAAGAAAGACUAUAUCUAAAUAUAACUGUUAAAAAUGUCAGUCACAAUGAAACACAAAUUGGCUCUUGUCAAUGCUUGCAGAUACUGUACAACUGAGCGUAUGCAUUUAGCAUCGUUUGAUAGCAAAAUGUGACUGCAUUCAUAUAAUUUAUCCUCACAACUUAUUAUACCUAUGCUAAUUGUUGUGUAAUUACUGGAUAGAAAUUAUCGGCACCUAUGUAUACUAUAUACUGAAAAUGUUUUUUGACUGCUGCAUGAUUCUGUGAAUUAAUUCUAUACAAGUGCAAGUUUUUGUACUGCAUGUAAAGUUUGUAAAUAUGUGAUGUUUUAACUGGUAUCUGACACCACGGCUUUGCAUGGACUACCAAAGCUUUGUGAAAACAAUUUUAGCACUUGUUGGAAUGUUAGGUUUGAGCAACCAUUAGAAGUCAAUGGCUAGUUACCUCCAGGACAAAUGCAAUGUAUUGAAAAUGCUUCAAUUCUGCAAAUUAAACAGUGCACAUUUAACACAGUGUUGAA